AGGAGUGGCACUUUUUAAAAGUGGAGCCUCAGGCCAGCCCCUAGCCGCCGCGAGUCUCAGUCGGUUGCCGGUCCCUUCUGUCCCAGUCGCGCGUGCCUCUUGUCCCACGCAAGUCCAGCUUGCAUCAUGCCGGUCAAAGGGGGUAGCAAGUGCAUCAAAUACCUGCUCUUCGGAUUUAACUUCAUCUUCUGGCUCGCCGGCAUUGCGGUGCUUGCCAUCGGACUCUGGCUCCGAUUCGACUCUCAGACCAAGAGCAUCUUUGAGCAAGAAAGUAAUCAUUCCAGUUUCUACACAGGAGUGUACAUUCUGAUUGGAGCUGGGGCCCUCAUGAUGCUAGUGGGUUUCCUGGGCUGCUGUGGAGCUGUACAAGAGUCCCAGUGCAUGCUGGGGUUGUUCUUCGGAUUCCUCCUGGUGAUAUUCGCCAUUGAGAUAGCUGCAGCUGUCUGGGGCUAUACUCACAAGGAUGAGGUGAUUAAGGAAGUCCAGGAAUUUUACAAAGACACCUACCACAAGUUGAGGAACAAGGACGAGCCCCAGCGGGAGACACUCAAAGCCAUCCAUAUGGCGCUGAACUGCUGUGGUAUAGGUGGUGCUAUGGAGAACUUUCUAACGGACAUCUGCCCCAAAAAGGACUUUAUGGAAACCAUCCAGGUUAAGCCCUGCCCGGAAGUCAUCAAUGAGGUCUUCAACAACAAGUUCCACAUCAUUGGAGCAGUGGGCAUCGGCAUCGCCGUGGUGAUGAUCUUCGGCAUGAUUUUCAGCAUGAUCCUGUGCUGCGCCAUCCGCAGGAGCCGAGAAAUGGUCUAGAGUCCGCCCCCACCCCGAGCAGGAACGGUGGCCCUGAAGACCGUCUGGGCCGUUUGUUGUUUUUGUUUUGGUUUGUUUUUUUUUUUUUUUUUUUUUUUUUGCCACUAAUAUUAGUAUUCAUUAUGCAUUUCUAAACAACAGUUAUUCUGUGUUCAUCUUUUUAAUGCUUUAUUCAUUAUUGACAUUUGUAGUUGAGGGAAUCUGGGGAUUCAGUUUGCUUUCUUUUUUUUUUUUUUUUUUUUGUUGUUGUUGUUUAUUUUUUGCUUGUUAUGUUAAGCAAAAAUCCUGCAAUGAAAGGUACUAUAUUUGCCAGACUCUAGACAGAAGAUGUUGUACAUAAAGAGAAUUUUUUUCCUUUAAAUAGAUAAAAGUAUCUAUCAGAUUUAAUCAGGUUGUAAGUUAUAUUGAAGACAAUUUGAUACAUAAUAAAAGAUUAUAACAAUA
Messenger RNA from Psammomys obesus (fat sand rat), 1251 nucleotides. It is a transcript of the gene Cd9, whose product is annotated as CD9 molecule. The transcript has 8 exons. Gene Ontology annotation, cellular component: membrane. The coding region runs from base 127 to 807 and encodes 226 amino acids. NCBI's taxonomy places the organism in Eukaryota, Metazoa, Chordata, Mammalia, Rodentia, Muridae. The record is from RefSeq and is a predicted model, not a curated record.